Gorilla gorilla gorilla (western lowland gorilla) is the source of this 1638-nucleotide messenger RNA. RefSeq lists its product as uncharacterized. Lineage: Eukaryota; Metazoa; Chordata; Mammalia; Primates; Hominidae. The record is from RefSeq and is a predicted model, not a curated record. The transcript has 9 exons. The coding region runs from base 970 to 1545 and encodes 191 amino acids.
GGCCACCUCAGCUGACCUGCGAUGAUUUUUCAACAAUAUGAUUCCUCUUUUACAGAACCACCUAAGCUGAAGAUUCCCUUGAGAACAAGGGCUAGCCUGUGAUUUCGUGACCUUUCUUCCAUUUGUGGUUCUUGCCAAGUGGAAUUUAAAUGACCUUUUAUCAAGAUGGAUAAACCCAAGUUUCCCAGUGCCGGAAUAUAGAAAAUGGAUGGAUAAAAUGUCUUUUUGUCACUUUCAACUAAAUCUACCAUGAAAGACUUCAGAGUCCAGGAAGAGAGACUGACUGGGCAGCAUCUUAUUCAGAAACAGCACCUUGCCCUGUCACUCAGGAUGGAGUUCAGUGGUCCAAUCAUGGCUCACUGUAGCCUCAAACUCCCAGGCUCAAGCAAUCCUACCACGUCAGCCUUCCCAGUAGCUGGUCUCACGCUGUCACUUAGGCUGGAGUACAGUGGCACAACCUCUGCUCACUGCAGCCUCCACCUGCCAGGCUCAAGCAAUUCUUCUGACUUAGCCUCCCGAGUAGCUGCGAUUACAGCUGGAUCUACCAUGAAAGACUUCUGAAUCCAGGAAAAGAGACUGACUGGGUAACAUGUUAUUCAGGAGAUGGGGUCUCACCCUGUCACCCAGGCUUGAGUACAGUAGUGCUAUCACAGCUCACUGCAGCCUUGAACUCCUGGGCUAAGGAUCCUCCUACCUGAGCCUCCUGAGUAGCUGGGACUGUAGGGUCUCCCUCUCUUGUCUAAGGCUGGAGUGUAGUAGUGCUAUCACAGCUGACUGCAGCCUCAACCUUCCAGGCUGAAGCGAUCCUCCCAUCUCAGCCUCCCACGUGGCUGAGACUAUAGGUGCUUGCCACUAUGCCCAACUAAUAUUUGGAAUUUUCCUAUACGUGGAUUCCAGAGGGGUGACAGCGAAACGUGGGACCAUCCAGUUGCAGGAAAACAAGCUUAACACGCCCACUGAUUCUACAUUAUGCUCCUACUUCCCGGCAGCCUCUCCAGGCCCAGAACUUUCUCCAGUCAGCCUCCACAGACCAAGCUCAUGACUCACAAUGGCCUAUUUAGGCCCAUACCCUACCUCACGGCAGUCUCCGCAGAUGAGGCUACUGCCUCACAACAGCCUCCACAGGCACAGCUCCACCGUUACAAUGGCCUCUUUAGACCCAGCUCCUGCCUCCCAGCCUUCUCUCCAGGCCCUGAACUUUCUCAAGUUGACCUCACCAGGCCUAGCUCAUGCUUCUUGGCAGCCUCUCCAGGCCCAGCUCCUGCAUCUUGGCAGCCUCUCCAGUCCCAGCCUCUGCCUCCCGUCAGCCUCUACAGUCCCAACAUCUGCCUCACAGCAGAUUCUUCACGCCCAGCAUCUGCCUCACUGUGGACCACCCAAGCCAAGCUCCCAACCUUUCAGCAGCUUCUACACACCCAGCUCCUGCCACCCAGUGGCCUCUUUAGGCCAAGCUCACGCCUCACAAGGGCCUUUCCAGGCCCAACUUUUGUCUCAUGGCCACCUUCCCUGGCCAGAUUCCUGCCUGUCUCCCAGCAGCCUAGAUAGGCCCAGGUCUUGCCUCACACUGGCCUGUCUACAUCCAGCUCAUGCCUCAUGGUGGCCUCUCCAGGCCCAGCUCCUGUCCCAGGACGUCAUCUC